Messenger RNA from Acanthoscelides obtectus, 1930 nucleotides. NCBI's taxonomy places the organism in Eukaryota, Metazoa, Arthropoda, Insecta, Coleoptera, Chrysomelidae. The record is from the annotation of a GenBank genome assembly.
GACUUAACCGCGCGUAUAUAACGUAAAAGGAAAAACAUGUCAGUGUAAAGUAAAAAGUGUUGGUUAUCGCGCGGAUUUGACCGUUCUCCAGGCGUUUUAGAAAUUCUGAAAGGAUUGAUAUAAAAAAAUGUACAAAAUAAAGCAGCAUAAAUUAAAAGUGGCUCUUUGUAUGGCUGUACAAAUAAAUUUUAUAAAUAAUAAAAGAAAAAGAAGCAUAUGGGUGAAAAAAUGGAUGGAGGAUCGUAACAAAUAUGGUCACAUGCCACUAUUAAAAGAACUAAGACAAGAUUAUCCUAGUGAUUUUAAAAAUUAUCUUCGUAUGGACUUUGAUACAUUUAAUAUAUUAUUAGAAUUGAUCUCACCUAUUAUUUCUAAACAAAACACGAAGAUGAGAGAAAGUAUUAGUGCGGAGGAAAGACUAGCUGCCACAUUACGCUACUUAGCGACAGGUCGCUCCUAUGAAGAUCUUAAAUUUUCUACUGGAAUAUCACCAUCUUCCUUAUGCUACAUCAUACCCGAAACAUGCAAAGCCAUAUAUCAGGUUCUUAAAGAAACUUAUUUGAAGUUUCCAAAAACAAAAGACGAUUGGUGCCAAGUAGCAUCGGAUUUUAAAAAUCAAUGGCAGUUUAUAAAUUGUGGGGGAGCCCUUGACGGGAAGCAUAUACGCAUUGUUCCGCCUCCUCAUUCGGGAGCUCAAUAUUACAACUACAAAAACUUUUAUAGCAUCGUUCUACUAGCGCUUGUAAACGCAAAUUAUGAAUUUAUUUACAUCGAUGUUGCGAAAAAUGGAAGACAUUCCGAUGGAGGAAUUUUGGAGUACACAGAAUUUUAUGAUAAAUUGACAAAAGGUCAAUUACAUUUGCCGAAUAAUGAUGAAACGGAGAAACAUCUUAAUUACGUUUUCUUAGGCGAUGAAGCAUUUUCACUGCACGAAAAUUUUUUGAAACCGUAUCCUCAAAGAGAUCUAUCAUUGGAAAAUAGAGUUUUUAACUACCGUUUAUCCCGUGCACGCAAUGUUGUUGAGAAUACUUUUGAUUUACUAGCUGCACGUUUUCGAGUUUUACAUACAGCCAUACACAUUACCGAUCCACAAAAUAUCACCUACGUGGUUUUGGCUAUUUGUGCUUUGCACAAUUUUCUUAUAAGACGCACGACUUCUUAUGCACCUCCCAGAUCGUUUAAUCACGAAGAUUUGGCGACUCACGAAUUACAAAUGAGUGAAUGGCGGAAUAGCAGUACCGAACUUACCAGUUUACGAACAAGUACGCAAAAAAAUGUAACAAUAAACGCUAAAAGUAAUCGCGAGAAGUACAAACAAUAUUUUAAUUUGGAAGGAAAAGUUCCGUGGCAACUUGACAUGAUAAAGAAAGGAAAAGCUUAAUUUAUAUUAUUAUAACUCACCUGUGUUAAUAAAUUUUUUUUUACGCCUGUGUCUGUGUUUUCUUGUAAUUCAGUAUCCUGAGAUUCACUUUCAUUAUUAUGCUCUUGUAGUAUUUGGCAUUCAUUAUUCUCUGCAUGUUCUCCUGCCCCAUUGUCACAUCCUGCCUCUAAUUCGUCCGUAUCCAUAUUGCUUAUACUAGCGGUUGGUAUUUCCUGAUCACUGGUAAAUAACAAUAGGUCGUAGUACCAUAAAGUGGGUAUGUAGACAUCAUCUGCCCCAGCUCCACUUCGCAUUGAUUCUGCCACCUUUUUUACUUCCUUGCGAAAAGAACCUCUGAAGCUUUGAAUCUUUUUUAUAACAUAGUCUUUAUUUGCCUCAGGAAAAAUGGUUUUGCAGACCUCUACCAAUUUCUCGUAAGCUUUAUUUUUUUUUUAGGUUUUUAUUUGUAUAGUCUUUUGACCUGACCUUCCAUAGACACGGAUACGAUUUAUAAACUUCAAUAAAAUGCCUUAUAAACUCUUUCGACCAGUACCUACUGUCUCCCAUGGC